Molecule: messenger RNA, 1545 nt
Organism: Impatiens glandulifera
Lineage: Eukaryota; Viridiplantae; Streptophyta; Magnoliopsida; Ericales; Balsaminaceae
Product: protein odr-4 homolog
Exons: 11
Coding region: 61-1515 (484 amino acids)
Biological process (GO): intracellular protein localization
Cellular component (GO): endomembrane system
Source: RefSeq, a predicted model, not a curated record
UUACUAGUAUUGAGUAUUGACGACUAAUAGACACGAACAGACCGAUCGGAGUGAAGAGCCAUGGUGAAAGCCGUCGUCGGGGAAGAAACACAACUCAAGUUGUUGGAGGACCGUCUCAUCCACUCCGGUCUUCCUUCUCAGGUAGGUCUCGUAAUCGGUAAACUCAACUCCGACUUGGACCGCGGUUUCGUAUUCGAUCUGAUUCCCACGCCGCCCAACGAUGCCGGAGAGCCUGCCUGCUCUCUCAUUGAGGCCGCUAGAGACGACAAAAAUAAGGGAUCCAAAGGGAAAUCGCAGGUCGGAUCUUCUUCUUUGUUCAUCGACAAAGACUGGGUUGCUGAACACGCUCGUCAGGUCUCCAGGAUGCUGUUGGGUGGUAUUAAGGUAGUUGGAAUCUAUGUAUGGACCAGUGAAAGUUCAUUUAAGAACUCAACUUUAACUCUUUGCCAGACGGUAAAAGGAGUUGCAGAAGCAUCAACAUUGCUGAAGUUGGACUCAGAUGAUAGGUUGCUUAUACACAUUAGUUACAGUCCUAGGAGGUGGAUAUGUCGAAACUGCUCACUUGCUUCGAACAUUACUUCAAGCAGCCUACGACCUUGUGAUUUCAAAUUGGGACGAGUUUUGUCUUCCCUUCAGACUUUUCAGUGUACCUACAACUUUGAUCUUAGGUUGCCGGUUUGUUGUGAAACUGGAUCAAACUUAAGGAAACCGGUUGACAUUCUUCGCCAUGGAAUUUCUAGUCAUGCUAAAGAACUUCAGUCUGCAAAGGCUAUAGUUGAUGGAAACUUGGUAUCCGAAGAGGACCUAUAUGCAUCAGAUGGUUCACACAAAGUGGAAUUUCUCCUACCAUUUAUGAAAGAAUCCUUUCUAGCAUGCGGGAAUAAAGAGAUUGAUGGUCUUGUCGUCUUCAGUGGUUCAGUUUGUUCUUUUGCAUAUUUAAACUCAAAAGAACCACUUUCACAAGCUUUACUCAAUAUUAAGGAGGACAUCAUAAUGAGCCUGCAAAGCAGGUUAGAUAUCAUGAGUGAUGAAUCAGGGGAUGAUUUGAGUGGUGAAAUUGAUGAAUCUAUGGAGCAGCACUUUCUCCAUCUAGACCUAAAAUCUCUAAGGAAACAACGUAGUCUUUCGUUUCCUCGAAGAGUUUUUGUACCAUGGUUAGCAGAUUCUUAUAUCUGUGACUAUCUUCAGUCAUCGGAGACAGUUGAGGUACUUAAAGAGCAUUGUGUGGAGUUAAUGUCUAUGGAAGCUCCAACAGAUGCUUCACUAAUUCUUGAACCUGAAAUAGUAGCCCCGACUUUAUGGGCAAACUCUUUCUCGGAAGUGGCUAUCCCUUUUUCUUCUUCAAAAUCUUCUCCCCCGAUAGAGAAGAGGAACAAAGAACUUGUCCUAGACGAGGAGAGUUUAAAAAAACAUGCAAAAUCAGCUGAUUUCAGCAUAAUAGCAGCUGUUUUUGUUCUUUUUGCUGCCAUUAUAGUUGGAUUUUUUCUUUUUAUUAAAUCAUCAUAUACUCAGUGAAAUGUUUUAUUUGAAUUCUCACUUUGGAUU